Molecule: messenger RNA, 697 nt
Organism: Erpetoichthys calabaricus (reedfish)
Lineage: Eukaryota; Metazoa; Chordata; Cladistia; Polypteriformes; Polypteridae
Product: FAU ubiquitin-like and ribosomal protein S30
Exons: 5
Coding region: 117-518 (133 amino acids)
Biological process (GO): translation
Cellular component (GO): cytosolic small ribosomal subunit; ribosome
Molecular function (GO): protein binding; structural constituent of ribosome
Source: RefSeq, a predicted model, not a curated record
GUGGUGUGUCGUCAUGACGUUGACGGAAGUUGAAGACUAGGGCCGCGGCGGACGUGACGAGCACGCCAUUGCGUGUUUACGUGGAGAAGCAGAGCGCGAUCGAGACUUGCUUGAAAAUGCAACUGUUUGUUCGAACACAGAACACCCAUGCACUGGAAUUCUUGGGCCAUGACACAAUAAGAGAUGUUAAGCUCAAAAUUGAGGCCUUAGAAGGCCUUCCUGUGGAUGAUCAAGUCGUCCUUUUUUCUGGGACCCCUUUGGAAGAUCAUUUACUCAUCGACCAGUGUGGUGUUCUUGAGCAGAGUACUCUAGAUGUUGCAGUGCGGAUGCUUGGAGGUAAAGUCCAUGGUUCUUUGGCACGAGCUGGAAAAGUUAGGGGACAGACUCCAAAGGUGGAAAAGCAGGAGAAGAAGAAAAAGAAAACUGGCCGUGCAAAACGACGCAUACAGUACAACCGCCGUUUUGUUAAUGUUGUACCCACAUUUGGCAAGAAAAAGGGUCCAAAUGCAAAUUCAUAGGGUAAACACUGCAACCUUGUGAAUAAAUGAAAUGUUUUUUGUGGCCUGGGGAGAAAUGACACUUCUGCACUAAAUGUAACCAUUUUUCUGUAGAUAUGCAGUGUGAUUAAAUUAUGCAGAUGAUAAUACUUGCUUAGUGUAACUUUUUGUAAACUUUGAUUAAAGCAUUGUUUAUGAAA